AAUAAAAAAAGGUCUUAAGUUCAGGUAGUAAUUGAUUGUAAUGAAGACGGCAAAACUUGUGCUUAAAGACCAGGCUUCCGAAAAAGUUCCUCAUUUUCUAAGUUAAUGGAAUGUUCUUUCUCAAAAUUUUUCCACUACUGCUAAAAUCAGGAGGAUCCCCAAAUUUCUGUAUCCAUGACAGCAGUACAGUGCCUCUUUGGUUCUUGGAGCAAAAGAAACUAGUCCCUGAAUUUUAGUAUAAUAUAAAGCACCAAUCAGAUUGAGUGAAGUGUGCGUCUGGUUUUUGGUGCAGAAUGUUUUACUAGGAAUGACAAAACUGUUCCGAUACAUCCUUUAAUAUAUUAACUGUAGAGCACCAUCUAGGCAGCAGUAUAGUGCUGGUCAUGUUUUUGGUGCUAAGCACUUAACAACAACAGUUAAUGAUUUUGAAUACAAGAUGAUAAAGCCACUGUAUAGCAUCCAGGAGUUGUAUAUUCACCAACCAUGCAAAACUAAGCUGCUCUCAAGUAAAGAAAGAAAAAGCAAAAGACAGAAACCAAGAAACAAUUUUCAAUAACUCCAGCAGAAUGCUAGACUAGUUGAUGCUUAAGUUCAUCAGAUGUGUUUCUUAAAUUGAUCACAUUACAUCAGGAAAAGAUUAGAAUAAAUCACAUCAGUCUUAGAUGGUUUAGAAGUUGGCAUUAUAUCUCAUGCCUCAUGCCAGUAGUGAUAUCUGCCUCCAAAGUAACUAGAAAUUUUUGUUUCUUCUUGCCAUAUUUGACUAAAAUGAAGGUUUUCUGGACAUUACCGGAGCCUUGCGUAAAGUUUUUUAUUUGGGCUGGGAGGCAAAUCGGCUACCGUCAUAGCAGUUUGGCAUAUAAUGCGCUUUUAGAUAUUUCGAUGAAUGCUAAAAGAACUAAGAUACUGGAGUGUUUCCUAUUGGAAUUUAGGGAUGGAGAUGAUGAAAUUCUCGGUAAGCUUCUCAAUAUAUUGAUUACGAAGUGUUGUCGAAAUGGAAUGUAGAACCAGGCUCUAGAAGAGAUUGGGAGGUUUAAGGACUUUGGUUAUAGGCCAAAGACUACUUACAUUGCGCUGAUUCACGUCCUUCUCAUGGCAGAACGCAUGGAUUUAGCUUUGGCUGUGUAUAACGAGAUGACAGCUUCAGCUUUUGAAGUGGAUCGUUUCACGCUUGGUUGCUUUGUGCGUUCAUUGUGCAAAAAAGGUAGAUGGAAGGACACACUCAGAUUAAUUGAUAAGGAAGAAAUUGUACCUGAUGCUGUUUUGUAUACGAAAAUGAUUCGGGGGUUGUGUGAAGCAUCUAUGAUGGAUGAAGCAGUAGCUUUCUUGCAUCUCAUGCGUUCAAGUUCCUGUUUUCCUAAUUCAGUUACUUAUGGGACGAUUAUAAUCGGGCUUUUGAAAUCUAGGCAGUCGGGUAGAUGUAAGAAAAUUUUUAAUCAAAUUAUCUCUGAAGGUUGUAGUGUUUUUAACUGCUCUAUGCACGCAGUUUGCAAAUCAGGCGAGUAUGCAUAUGCAUACAAGAUGCUAAAGAAAAUGUCUGGUGCGGGUCACCACCCUGGAUAUGUGGCAUACAAUAUCUUGGUCGGUGGAAUAUGUGAUAAAGAGGAUCUUCCAGGUGCUGAAGAUAUGCAAUUGGCUGAAGCUAUAUAUGCCGAAAUGCUUGAUGCUGGAUAUGUACUGAAUAAGAUAAACGUGGAACACAUUGCUCGGUGUCUUUGUGGUCAUGGAAAACCUGACAGGGCAUACAGAAUCAUAGGGGAAAUGAUGUGCAGAGGGUUCAUGCCAGAAACAAGUACCUACAACAAAGUGAUUGAAUUGCUCUGUCAGUCCAAGAAGGUUGAGAGAGCGUUGCAUCUGUUUGAAGAAAUGAAGAAAAACAACAUUGUUCCUAAUGUUUUUACUUAUACAAUCCUGAUUGACAAUUUUUGCAAGGUUGGACUUCUUCAACAGGCUAGGAAAUGGUGAAAUGAGAUGGUAAGCAACGGCUCUCAUCCAAAUGUUGUCACUUAAACACUGAUACAUGCUUAUCUUAAAGCAAGACAGGUCUUUGAGGCAAACAAACUUUUUGAAGUGAUGCUGGCUGAAGGUUGCACUCCAAAUAUAGUCACAUAUACUGAUCUUAUUGAUGGACAUUGCAAGGCUGGGAAUGUUGACAAGGCUUGCCAGAUAUAUGCUAGGAUGCGAGGAAGUGGGAGCAUUCAUGAUAUUGAAAUGUAUUUUGAACCAGGUGCCGCUGACACAGAUAUGAAGCCAAAUGUAGUGACUUAUGGUGCUUUAAUUGAUGGUUUGUGUAAAGCCCACAAGGUGGUUGAGGCUAAAGACCUCUUGGAAGCCAUGUCAAGAGAUGGCUGUGAACCUAAUCAUGUUGUUUACGAUGCACUCAUUGAUGGGUUCAGCAAGCUUGGGAAGUUGGAUGAGGCACAAAGGGUUUUCCAACUGAUGGCUGCACGUGGGUACAGUCCCAAUGUGUUCACAUACAGCUCCUUAAUGGACAGAUUAUUCAAGGAUAAAAGGCUUGAUCUUGCAUUAAAGGUCUUAUCUAAGAUGUUAGAGAAUGGGUGUGCCCCUAAUGUCAUAACAUACACUGAAAUGAUUGAUGGUCUCUGCAAAAUAGGAAAAACAGAUGAAGCUCAUAAACUUCUAUUGAUGAUGAAGGAAAAGGGAUGCCAUCCAAAUGUUGUGACUUAUACUGCAAUCAUAGAUGGAUAUGGAAAGGUUGGUAAGAUUUAUGUUUGUCUUGAUCUGUUGGAACAAAUGACCAAGAAAGUUUGUGCUCCAAAUCUGGUCACGUAUAUACUGAUAAACCAUUGCUGUGCUGCUGGACUUUUAGAUGAAGCACGUAAUUUUCUAGAUGAGAUGGAACAGAUAUACUGGCCAGAGCAUUCAAUAGGGUACGGUGAAGUAAUUCAAGGGUUCAGUAAAGAAUUUAUAGCUUCCCUUGGCCCCUUAGAUGAGAUUACAAGAUACAGCUCUGUACCAAUUCUACCUGCUUAUGGUGUUCUUCUUGAUGCCCUCUGUAAAGGUGGUAGGUUGGAGGUGGCUCUUGAAUUGCAUAAGGAGGUACUGCAGUCCUCCCCUGUGCAUUCAUCUUUUUAUAGGAAAACAUACUCCUCCUUAAUUUAGGCCCUAUGUUUGGCAUCUAAAGUCGAGAAUUUUGAGUUGUAUAGUGAUAUGAUAAGCCGAGGCUGCAUUCCAGAAUUGACAGUCUUAGUUCACCUCAUUAAGGGGCUCUGCCUAAUGAACAAGUGGAGUGAGGCACUUCAGCUGGCAAGCAGCAUAUGCAGCAUCGUAAAUAUUUCAAACUUUGUUGAAUAAAUGAUUCUCCCAAUCCUCAUAACACCAGCUGAAAGUUACCUUUAAUGAACUUGUAUAACACGCAUGAACACACAUGCAAUAUCAAGUUGACCUCACUUUGGUCAACGUAUACACACACACACACACAUGCACACGUCUCACCACUUACUGUUCUUUUGCAAAAGAUGGAUUUUACCAUGGCCCUUUCAAGAAACUAAGUGGUGGGCAUAAUGGAUAUCAUUCUAGUUGGCAUAAGUGAGACACCACGUAGGCCAGGGACAAGAACCAGAUCACCUUAACUAAAUUAUCAAUAUUUUUUCUGUGCAAUGUAACUGGUAGGUAUGAUCUUAAGAGCAUAACCACAGAAAACACUUUUUUUUUUUUUACGAAACACGUUCAAAACAUUGAAAACAAGCCAGCUGAAAAAGGUACAAAAAGCGUCUUUUUGAAAAAAUGCUAAAAUGAAAAAACACUUCUUUUUUGCAUUUUUUUGUUUUUUGGGGUUUUUUUUCACGUUUUCACUUUUUUCAUGUUUUUUACAUUUUAAUUACCAGAUUGUUAUUUUCACAUUUAUGUUUAGGAUCUUUUCUUAUUAAUUCCUGAGAUUUUUAACGCUGCCAUGUUAUACCCAAAAAAAACUUAGUGAUUUAAAACCUGAAAAUGAUAUUUGUUGCUAUGCUUAAGUGUGAUUUUAAUAUAAACAUAUAUUAGUUCAAUCAUUUUUAGGUUUUAGAUGUGCUUUUCUAAUCAUAGAAAGAUUAGUGGCUUUUAGACGGCUAAAAUUUUGGUAUUAGAAAAAUCAACAUUUUCUUGAAAAUAACUUGAAUUAGAACAUGUUUUACACUAAAUUAGUAAUCAUAAACAUGUUAAAUGCUUAUCUUUUUCUGAAAUAUUUUGUCACAUAAAUUUAAGUGGUCUGUUUUUGUCUCUGACCUAGGUGGUUUGGGUUAUACAGGUUCCUCUGUCUCUGUCUAAAUUUAGUGCUGCCCACCGUAUGUCCACUUUUUUCCUUUAUAAAAGUUGAACCACAUUCAUGGCCCUUUACAGAUAAAGAGCGAGUGGUGGGAAACAUAUACUUCUAAAUGUUUUCCUGUCUUAUUAUGGACUCCAACUCUAAGAAUUGAUAUUAUUGGAAUUUUAUCCAGAAAAUUUGAUCUGGUCUCGUGUACAUUUCACAUGUUUUUAAUCAAAUUCAGGAGCAAGAAAAUAACUUUGAAGACCAAAAAGUAGUCCAAGAUAGGGUAAUUGCAAAAUAAUGGUGAGCAGGAUUUGCUUCCUAAACAGCUUUUCAUACUUUUUAUGUAUUCUUCAUUCUAAAGAUGCAGCAAAUCUCAAAUGAUGUGAUAAAUGUGUGUGUGUGUGCAUCUGUUGCAUCUGUGCUAUUUUGUAAGUUAUGCAUUUUAAACUGAAAUUUAGAAGCAUAUAUUGUCUUGCAAAAGAAAAGAACAAAACUCUAUUUGUAAAAGAAAUUAUAAAUGAUGUAGAAUCUCAAAGCUUCACAAUAUUUUUUCUG
Messenger RNA from Nymphaea colorata (pocket water lily), 4804 nucleotides. Its product is annotated as pentatricopeptide repeat-containing protein At1g06710, mitochondrial-like. The record is from RefSeq and is a predicted model, not a curated record. Lineage: Eukaryota; Viridiplantae; Streptophyta; Magnoliopsida; Nymphaeales; Nymphaeaceae. Gene Ontology annotation, molecular function: protein binding.